GGAAAACGGUAGAAUUGGAUGGAACAUGGUUUCCGAACCGCCGAGAGACCGCAUGGCUUAGAUCUACGCAGCGCCAGCAAUAUAACAACCGUUACCAGCCAGAUAGCUUAAUACUCCUUCAAACGACUGCUGGCCAUUAGUAACAGUUCGCCAUCAUGACGGGAUUUGCUCGCGCAAAGGAGGAUAGGCCGACCCCGCCGGAAGUCUACAAUUGGCGGGUGUAUGCCAUGGCAUUAGUCAUUAGCAUGGGCGUCCUCACUUAUGGCUACGAUUCCUCGUUUAUCGGGACGACCAUCACACAGAAGAGCUUCCAGCGAGACUUUGGCAUGGACAAGAUGAGCAAGAAGGAAUUGAACGACGUAUCGUCAAAUCUUACUUCAAUUUACUCGGCAGGCGGUUUCUUCGGAGCACUCUUCGCCUUCUUCUCUUUGGAGCUUCUCGGUCGUCGCUGGACUGUCAUCUUGUCAGACAUUGUUUUCAUCGUCGGUGCGCUUUUCUGCACUAUUGGAACAGUCCCAUCCCGCUCCCUUGGCCUUAUCUACACAGGACGCCUCCUUACCGGCCUCGGUGUCGGGGGCAUCGCGGCUGUAUCACCGAUCUACAUCGCCGAAAUCUCUCCACCAGCCAUCCGUGGUCGAUUGACAGGUUUCUUCGAAUCGUUCUAUCAAACUGGAGCUGUGAUCGGCUUCUCGAUUAAUUAUGGCAUCGUUCAUAACCUGGACACGAACGACUCCAACGCGUGGAGGAUCCCUAUGGCGGUCCAGCUAAUCCCGGCUGGAAUCCUUGCCCUCAUGGCGCCAAUAUUAAAGGAGAGCCCUACAUGGUUGCUCAAGCGUGGCCGCGAAGAGGAAGCAUAUCAAGUGUAUAGUUUCAUUCGCAUGCUACCGGCUGACCACGAGUAUAUUGCUGAAGACGUGCACUUCAUCAAGGAGGGGAUCGCAAAGGAACGCGCAGCUCUUGUGGGCUCAACUAACGCUACGCUGGGUCGCGUGAUGAAGGGUGCGGCAAGAGAGUCAUCGCUCAAAGGCAUGCGGAAUCGCUUCUUGCUCGUGUUUCUUAUGUUCAUGUGGCAGGCAUGGUCCGGUGCCGCAGCCAUCAACUACUACUCGCCCACAAUCUUUACUUCGAUUGGCCUGACUGACGUCACGCUCUGGACAGGUAUUUACGGCGUCAUCAAAGCUGCGGGAUCCAUCAUCUUUUUCACCUGGUUUAUCGACAAAUUCGGACGAAAGUGGCCAUGGAUCAUAUCAUCCCUUGCCUGCGCUUUUUGCCAGUAUUAUCUUGCAAUUUACAUUGCAAUUGGACAUCCGGAGACUGGCGUUCCGCAAUCAGCGUCGACUGUUGCGGGCGGCAAGGGGGCUACGGCAAUGAUCAUGAUCUUUGGGGCGGCCUGGAGCUUCGGUGCCAAUGGUCUGCCCUGGAUUAUCUCAGCUGAGAUCUUUCCUUCUUCUUUGAGGUCUAUAUCUGGGCCUUUUGCCGCCAUGAGCGUCUGGUUGUGGACGUAUGUGGUUACGAGAGCGCUGCCAAGUAUGUACACGUCCAUGGGAUGGGGUGUAUAUGUGUUCUUCGCCACAUGCUUGGUCUGUGCGAGCAUCUACGCCUUCUUCUUCAUUCACGAGACGAAAGGGCUGCGUGUCGACCAGAUGGACGAGCUCUUUGGCUUCGAGAAGCGACACCAGGUAGGUGCACCGGCGGCCAAAGCUUUUGCCGAGGAUGAUGACGGCGAGACAACGAAGGCAAAGGUUGUCAAGAGCGAGGUAGUGUGACACAAGUAUGUAUUUAGAUGUAAUCGUGGCCAGG
Paraphaeosphaeria sporulosa is the source of this 1800-nucleotide messenger RNA. Its product is annotated as MFS quinate transporter-like protein QutD. Gene Ontology annotation, molecular function: carbohydrate:proton symporter activity. Gene Ontology annotation, biological process: carbohydrate transport; transmembrane transport. The transcript has 5 exons. The record is from RefSeq and is a predicted model, not a curated record. Bases 156 to 1766 code for a protein of 536 amino acids. Gene Ontology annotation, cellular component: membrane. Lineage: Eukaryota; Fungi; Ascomycota; Dothideomycetes; Pleosporales; Didymosphaeriaceae.